Platichthys flesus (European flounder) is the source of this 3345-nucleotide messenger RNA. It is a transcript of the gene fam131ab, whose product is annotated as family with sequence similarity 131 member Ab. Bases 524 to 1570 code for a protein of 348 amino acids. The record is from RefSeq and is a predicted model, not a curated record. The transcript is spliced from 5 exons. Lineage: Eukaryota; Metazoa; Chordata; Actinopteri; Pleuronectiformes; Pleuronectidae.
UCCAGAGGUUCACUGUCUGAACAGAAUACGACCGGUGCACACGCAGAGCGCACGAAUAGCCGGAGGGUCCGUGCUGGUUAGAAGUGCUGUGGACUUGACCGGCAGUGACCGAGAGGGGAACCCCGGCUCCUGCAGCCGUGAGGCGGGGACAGACUGAGGCUGCUGCCGCCUGUCAGGGAGCUGUCCGCCCGCUGUGGUGCUGAACUCAAGCACAGGACUCGACCCUGCAACCGGUGACGUAUAGAGACGCAAACCCGCGCAAGACGCCGCGUGAAGUCCAAAUAAAACCUCACAGUUUAGCAUGCAUGUGUAUUUAAAUGGAUCUGAAGUAAGUCAAAGACUCAGGCGACAAGGAGCAGAAGUGAUGGCUGGACUCCCCUCCGCCCCCGGAGUCACUCCAGCGGUCUGAGCUCAGCAGCGCGCCGCCGCUUCGCCUCGCACCGGAACCCUGCGGAGCCUCCGUAGAUGAGGAGAGUGUCAGAGGCUUUCGAUCAGUGAGGUGAAUGUUGAUGACACCAUUGAAAUGUUACCGAAAUCAAGAAGAGCUCUUACCAUCCAGGAGAUUGCUGCACUAGCACGAUCCUCCCUGCAUGGUAUUUCCCAGGUAGUGAAAGACCAUGUGACGAAGCCGACGGCGAUGGCGCAGGGCAGAGUGGCCCACCUGAUAGAAUGGAAGGGCUGGUGUAAGCCUACGGACACUCCAGCAGCCCCGGAAACAGACCUCAACUCUUACUCGGACCUCACCGAGGGAGAGCAGGAGGCUCGCUUCGCUGCUGGUGUGGCGGAGCAGUUUGCCAUCGCCGAGGCCAAGUUGAGGGCCUGGUCCUCCGUGGACGGUGACGAGUCCAACGAUGAGUCAUAUGAUGAAGACUUUCUGCCUGCCAAUGAGCCCACCACACAAAGCACAGAUGUGCCAUCAUGUCCUCCCUUCCUGAAGGACCUGAUCCACAGCCAGCUUUGCCAACACCUUGGCCUGCGAGGACCCUGCUGUGAGGGUGGAGGCGGCGGUGGAGAGGGAGGUGGCAGCGGAGAGCCCUCCCCCACGGCGGGCUCCCCGGACACCCUGUGCUCCAGCCUCUGCAGCCUGGACGAGCACCACCCGCUGCUGCGCGACCUGGGAGGCCACAGCUGCACACACCCCCACAGCAACGUCACUGAGCUCGUCACAAAGAUCCUGUCGGCGCUGCAGGGAGGGGAGGAGCUGCUGGCCCGACUUCAGAGGGUGGGGCAGAGCGGGCUUUCUGGGGGGGACUGCGUCUUCCAAAGCCUGGGUGGGGGAGGGCGAGGCAUCAGGCCAUGCGGAGGUCAGAACUCUCCUUGCAUGUCCAUGUCUUACUCUGAGACGUACCUGUCACCCGGCGAGGAUGACGACACCCCCUGCAAGGACUACGAGGGCACCAUGUGCCAGGUAGAGGCGGAGGGCAACAGGGUGGAGUACCCGCCUGACUAUGACCUCCGCAGGAGGGUCUCUGACGUGGCCUCCUCUGGUGUGGUGUCGCUGGACGAGGAGGAUAUAGAGGAGGAGGAGGAGGAGGAGGAGGAGAGGGCAGGAGAGCCAAACAACCAAUGACUCCUCUCUUCUCACCUCAGUGUUUUAAUCCUCCAAACUCUACUUUUUGCAUCAACGUCCCCUCUCCUCCAUGACGUCUUUAAAGUUUGAAAUGUUUUUUCCCUCCUCUGACUGACAAUGUGACUCAUCCGUCUUUGCCUUACUUGCAGCAUUUCAUCUCCUCCCCUCCAGCACACUCACCUGCUUCGUCCCCCUUCGAUGCAAAACUUUCUUUGAAGGCGUCCAAACAAUCUUUUGUAUCAGUGUGAGAGCGGGAGCCUCUGAUCUGGGGCCACUUGUGGUUUGCAGUUUCUGGCCCCGUGCCUCCCUGUUCAAGUGACUCCAAAGGCGGAGGCCACCACCAGGCAGACAGAAUGACUGAGUCCAAAACUCUGACUUAUCUUUGCAUGUGUUUUUGCAAUUGCUGAAAUCGAUGGGCUGACCCGGUCCUGAGCACGGUUUGUAAUCUCAGCUGUUACGUAUAACCCCGCCCCUUUUCUCCCCCCCAGCAUCACCCAUGGGGGGUCGGGCAAGUCGACACUGCAUCCUGAGAUGUGCCCUCACCCCCCCCCCCCUCCCCCCUUGCAAGAGACAAAAUAGCAUCCUUUUGGGCAUGGCUUGCUGAGUAUGCCAAACUAUGAAAACCUGUCGCUACCAAUUAUGAGCAAAUGCUGGAAUGUCUUCAAAAGUGACAGGGCAUAGUAUGUAUUUUAAAAUAACAAAAGAUUUAAAAAAGAUUUGUCACAAAUGAAAUGAUAGAAAUUAUAUGCUUUUAUUGUACUAGUUUUCUAUCACUCAAACAUGUCGUUGUUCACAUAAGUCCGAGCAUCAUUAUGCUGGACAUCUGUCAUGAUGAUCAAAUAUGGCGACUGGAUACUUUCGGGGUUCUGUGGAUUCCUGCGUGGAAGCCACAAGAACUACGGUUAUCAUUAAAAUAAACAACAACACACACACACAGCAGCAACGACGACAACAAACACAAAGCGAAUGUUCCUGAGGUGACUCUUUCACGCCAGCUGUCUGGCAGGAAGUAGGUUAAACUGACAGAAAACAUUUUUCUGUGACGAGGCGAGUUACAUCGGAGAUUUUCUAUAUUUUUGUAUGCGUUGUCUUGCUUGAUCUCUUUGCCUAUGCGGCGCGCCAGUGUAUGUGGUUUUUUGCACGAAGCUAUUGUGGCUGUAGAUUUCUCCUUUUCUUCGUUAUCACUGUGUGAUAUAGUCUACUGGGAAAAAAAAGUAACAAAACAAAUGUGAACAAAAAAGUUUUUAUUCUUGAUUUCAAAAGAGGAUACUGUGAUACGGUUUGUCAUUGCCAUUUGUCAUGAUCCCCGUGAAGAGCGCUUGUUCUUCUUUUGUAAAAAUGUCAAAAUGCUCUUCGUCCUCUCCCUUCAUACUGACUCGUGAAAAGCUUUGCCUUUUGUUCUAUACCUUCCCUUCUUUUCUAUGAUGUCUGCAAAAAGGGCAUGUUUAUGUGACACAUGCAGAAUCUUCCAUCUCCAUGGUGAUGUGAGGAGCCCUGUCGAGGUUCUCCCAGAGGGACUGUCAUUCAUACAACUCAGGAAAUCCCAUUGGACCAGAGCAUCAACGCAUCCCGCCCACUCACACAUAACUCCACUAGACCCUCCGUGUCUGUGUGUGUACAUGUGUGUGGUUUUUUGUGUGUUUGUGGAUGAGAAAGUCGGCGUGCAUAGUUAUUUUCUACAAAUAAUUAAAGCACAGAUUCAGUCCCUGCAUCCUUCUUUCAUGUUGUCUGACCGUUUGCGAUUCUGUAUUUUUGACGUUCUGUGAAAUUGUGUG